UCAAUAUAUAGUACCCCUACACAUCCCCUGCGGGGGUCACCCACAUCAUCAUUAUCAUUUCACUCUCUCGUUUUGUCGGUGUGCCUGCUUGCCAUGUAUAGGAACGUAAGGAUCGUAGGGAAUGGAGAGCAAACUGUAGUGCUCUCACAUGGCUACGGUGGGAGCCAGUCGGUUUGGGACAAGGUGGUGCCGCACCUGUCUCAAAAGUAUCAAGUCUUGCUCUUCGACUGGAACUUUUCCGGUGCCACCGACGACUCCGGCAAGGCCUUGGAGCCGUCCAAUUACUCCUCCUUCACUGCCUUCACCGAUGGCCUCAUCUCUCUCAUCGAGCACAUGAACCUCGCCGGCGUCAUCUUUAUCGGCCACUCCAUGUCCGGCAUGAUCGGUUGCGUUGCUUCCGUUAAAAGGCCCGACCUCUUCACCCACCUUGUGCUCAUCGGAGCGUCACCCAGGUACUUAAAUUCAGAAGAUUAUGAAGGAGGAUUUGAGAGAAUGGAGGUGGAAAAGAUGUUUACCGAUAUCGAGUCUAAUUUCCAGUCAUGGGCUCAAAGCUUUGUCCCGCUUGCUAUUGGGGUAGAUGAUCCCAUCUCCAUUGAGAAAUUCAAGGGGAGCUUUCUGCAAAUGAGACCCGAUAUCGCACUUUCUGCUGCAAGGCUGAUCCUUUUGAGUGAUCUGAGGGAUGUUUUGGAGAAGGUUGAGGUGCGUUGCACCAUAAUCCAAGGUACCAAUGAUUUCCUUGUGCCGACCUCGGUCGCCCAUUAUAUGCAACACAAGAUGAAGGGUAAGGCAAUGGUAGAGACUAUAGGGUGCGAUGGGCAUUUUCCACAGCUCACUGCACAUCAGAUGCUCAUUGAAGUUCUUGACAGGGUCUUAGCAGCAAUGGAACUGCUGAAAGAUAGCAAGGUUUCCAAUGAGGAAUCUAGGGUAAAUUCUGGUGUCCUGGGAUGAUGAUGUGUGGAUAAAAUGUUAUGCUAGUAUAUUGUUGUGCUGUUUGAGAUUCGAGCAUGAUAAUAAUGUAAAAUUGAUGUCACUUUUAUCAAUUUAUUGUGCCAUUUGUCUAGUUGUAUGUUGGUCAGGACUGGCCUGAGGUGUAACAAUAGAACCGAAAUAGUUCAGGUUUGAAUUAUAUUGAUGGUACUCAUAAAAUACAAG
Elaeis guineensis (African oil palm) is the source of this 1152-nucleotide messenger RNA. RefSeq names its product strigolactone esterase D14. Lineage: Eukaryota; Viridiplantae; Streptophyta; Magnoliopsida; Arecales; Arecaceae. The record is from RefSeq and is a predicted model, not a curated record.